AUGGCAGGGGACUAUAUAGUAAUUUCUGAUGUCGAUGAUGAUGACUUUGAAGACGAUUUUGAAGCCGAUGAUAGUGAGUUAGAAGAUGGAAUAUUCCAGGAGGAGGAUGUGGAUGGCCAACGUGUUGCCAAGAAUACUGUUGGGUCACCUCCUGACGAUUCAAUGCUGCCCGCUAACCUGUG
Sphaeroforma arctica JP610 is the source of this 182-nucleotide messenger RNA. RefSeq lists its product as hypothetical. The record is from RefSeq and is a predicted model, not a curated record. Lineage: Eukaryota; Ichthyosporea; Ichthyophonida. The annotation marks the transcript as partial. The transcript has a single exon.